AUGGAAUAUGUGUUGAAACCAGGCCAAUAUUUGCAUGAUAUUGAAGAAUCAGAAACGCUUGAGAGUUUUACACGUCGCGUAUGUUCCAUGAAUGUUUAUAGUUUGUUUUUUGAUUAUGCCACUGUUAUUUCGAAGGACAUCAAAGAUCCAUCGGCUAUUUGUGAACAGCAUGGAGCAUUAAAUCGAUAUAAGGAUAUUCAGUGCUUUGAUCGAACUAGAGUUAUAGUCCCGCAUGAAUCAGGCAAACAUAAUUACAUCAAUGCUAAUUAUGUGGAUGGAUUUCGGGAAGAAAAGAAAUUUAUUCUAACGCAAUCACCGAUGGAAAAUACAGUGGAGUCAUUUUGGGCCAUGAUUUAUCAGGAGAAUGUGGUUGAAAUUGUUGCAGUGAACGGUUUAUAUCCAGAAAAGACAUUCUUGUAUGUUCCAUUCAAAAAGUCAACUAUCGCCAUGUUCGGACCUUAUUCAAUCAAAUUUUGCGGAUCACAGUUAAUCCGGGAUGUUUAUGAAGCGUCAGUACUAAAGUUAAGGAAAGGAGAUGGUCAAGAACGAAAAAUUCUUCAUAUAUGCUUUUUUGCAUGGCAUGACAAAGGGACGCCAGAAAGACCAACUGAAAUGCUUUAUUUGAUGUCCGAUAUAAAUCACAAUCGGGCGUUGUUCACUAAGGAAGCGGAAAAAAGCGGUUGGCUAAAAAAUGGACGUUCACCAAUCGUUGUGCAUUGUUCGACGGGUGCGGGUAGAAGUGGCACAUUGGCUGUGUUGGAUAUUUGCUGCCAUAAAAUGGAUUAUACCGAAAAAUUAAAUGGUAAUGCGUUAGUGGAUGUUCGAGAUACGGUACUCCGUAUCAGAACACAGCGUGACAAAGCGGUUACAAAACCCGAACAGUAUCUUCUGUUACAUUUACUUGUAAUUGAAUAUGCGUUACGCCAGAAAUACUAUGAUAAUGUUGAUUUCAUUGAUUUUUCAAACUAUACCAGCGUUGCGUGA
Molecule: messenger RNA, 984 nt
Organism: Acanthocheilonema viteae
Lineage: Eukaryota; Metazoa; Nematoda; Chromadorea; Rhabditida; Onchocercidae
Source: the annotation of a GenBank genome assembly